AUGUCGCAAGGUGCCAACGGGUACCAGCUCUUCAACCCUCGGGCUUACCUGCAGAACAACUACACUCCUCCCAGGGCCGACUUUGAGAGAGAGGACAGUGUGGUCCCAUGGAAACUCCGCUGCCUUGCAGCUUCCUUCUCCACAGGGGAGAUCCGAGGUCAGACCCUGCUGGACAUCGGCUCUGGACCCACACUCUACCAGGUCAUCAGUGCCUGUGACUUCUUCACCACAAUCAUCAUGUCUGACUACCUGGAGGGGAACCGGGAGGAGCUGUGCAAGUGGCUGCGGGCAGAACCAGGAGCCUUUGACUGGAGUCCCUACAUCAAGUAUGUGUGCAGCCUUGAGGGCAAGAGUGACCAGUGGCAGGUGAAAGAGCAGAGAAUGCGAGAGACGAUUAAAGAUGUCUGUCACUGUGACAUCAUGCAGCCCAACCCUAUGCACCCACGGGUGCUGGAGCCGGUCGAUGCCAUCAGCACCACCUUCUGCCUCGAGUCAGUGUGCCCAGAUAAGGAAUCGCUGGAGCAUGCUCUGAGCAACGUCACGUCACUGCUGAGAGCUGGUGGCUUCCUCCUGAUGAUUGGGGCCUUGGGUGAGUCCUAUUACCUGGCUGGGGAGGUGAAGCUCAGCGUGGUACCCGUGGAUGAAGAUUAUGUGAAGGAGGCAGUGAGCAAGUCCGGCUACAGAAUUUGUGUCUUUAAAACAUACACCAUGCCGCCUGAACUCAAAAUCGGGGUCGAUGAUGUGACUGGAGUCUUUUAUCUCCAAGCACAGAAGAUCUGA
Molecule: messenger RNA, 780 nt
Organism: Pristis pectinata (smalltooth sawfish)
Lineage: Eukaryota; Metazoa; Chordata; Chondrichthyes; Rhinopristiformes; Pristidae
Product: phenylethanolamine N-methyltransferase-like
Exons: 3
Coding region: 1-780 (259 amino acids)
Cellular component (GO): cytosol
Molecular function (GO): phenylethanolamine N-methyltransferase activity
Source: RefSeq, a predicted model, not a curated record